This is a messenger RNA of Belonocnema kinseyi, 1251 nucleotides long. RefSeq names its product enhancer of split malpha protein-like. Gene Ontology annotation, biological process: sensory organ development; Notch signaling pathway. Lineage: Eukaryota; Metazoa; Arthropoda; Insecta; Hymenoptera; Cynipidae. The coding region runs from base 151 to 651 and encodes 166 amino acids. The transcript has a single exon. The record is from RefSeq and is a predicted model, not a curated record.
UCCAAAAAGUUCCACUAAACUUUUUACUAAACGUGUUUCUGAAACUCAAUUAAGUUUUCGAAAAAAUCACGUGUAUUCUACAGCAAGUAGUAUACCAGUUCAGUUUGAGUUUCGCGUUCAGUGUCUUUGAUUGUGUGACGCAAGUUCAAAAUGGCCGCCACCAUGACCAUUAGCCACGUGCUUGACUGCGAGAACGAGUUGAACGAAAACAUCUACAACAUGAAGAUGAUGGGAGGCAACAACAAGUCAUCGACUAGCCGCAAGGUUAGGAAGAUCCUGAAACCACUCAUCAAACUUUUGAAGAAGAGGACCAAUUCGUGCAAAAAGUUUCUGAAGAAUCAGAAGGCAGUGCCUCAGUGCCAGGUCUACACCGAGGAAGUUGACAACCAGAACAACUGCAAUGAGGCUUUGGAACAGAGACUUCUUGCUGACUUGGAGAACGCUGAAGAAGGAGCAGCUAUCACUGUUUGUUUGGAUGGACAGAUGACUGUCGUGCCUGUUGUUCCUGGGCAGUGUUAUGUGCCAGUUCAUUUCGCACAUACUUGCGCUGGGGAUUUCUACUGGACCACCUUGGCUUUGAACGACUGUGACCUCUUCUACAAGGAAAGGGCCUUUUCUCAAAACCAACUACCUGAGAUGCAAGUGGCCUGAUUACUGAAACGAUCAUGCUGCCUGGAAGGUGGGAACGGAUCUACCUCAGUGAACCUGGUUCCUGAUAACUUGUCUGGUGACAAGUCGUGACUGACAGCUGUCUUUGGUGACAGCUAGCUGACAAUUACUCAACUGACAAUUGUUUUUGUCAAGCCCUAAGAAGAGGCUCCUCGUUCGAAAAGAUUCCAAGGUAUGUCGGAACUACGAGGAUGCUGUCAAUGUGACAUCGUGAGCAGUAUAUUGUAUUUGGAUAGGGCACUUUUAAACUGUGAUCGAUAGUUCGAUAAGUAGAGUUUUUAGCUUUUUUAUUCUUGAAAAUGUUUGUUACUCAAAUCGAACAAGAGUUCAUGACAGGGUAUAGAGAUUUUGAAUGUUUGGAGAGAAGGAAAAGUAGACUAACUUGAGAGAGAUUUUAUAUUUUUUUUGAAGAUUUUUGGGGUGAUUAUUGUAUCUUUUAAUCCCUCAUUGUGAUACUUGUACCUACGAUAUUUAACAUUUACUGAUGUUAUAUGUGAUACUGGCUUUAAUCUGAUCGACUUCGGUCGAAAGGAAUUUCACGUCUUCCAAUUUAUGUGAAAAAUAAAUUUAUAUUAUGCUAAA